AUGGAAACUUUAUUUUCGCUUUACUGUUUCUUAAUUCUAAAUUGCGUGGACUCUACACAGCGAAACUUUCGAAUAGUCGUUGAUCGUAUCAGCACUAAGAUUUUCGAUACUAAUACCAUCGAAACUUUGGGUUGCCAAGUCGAUCAAAGUAAUAAUUGCAGCUUUGUUAAUUGUCAUAUGCUGCUAAAUCUUCAAGUCAACAAAUUGGAUGCUCGAAACGUACUGGAUUUCGUUAAACCAAAUGGUCAAGAAAUGAAGUUAUACGACGGUCGAUCAGAUGCCUGCAUCCUACUCAAAAAAAAUCGUUUAGUGAACAUAUAUUCCAAAUCAUUUAAAAGAUUUUCUAAUUUGAAGUGUCCCCUCAAAGCGAACUUCAACUAUACCAUGAAAAAUCUUUAUAUGGACGAGCAAGAUUUUCCCUCAUUCGUGCCGUAUGGAACUUUCCAAUCCAUAGCCCAAUUUGAUCUUAAUCAAACUUUUAUAGCAUCACGAGUUAUUGCCAGCGGAAAAGUUAUACCCAGGCUCUAAAUAUAUUUACACUUAAGAAAAGAAAUUCUUAAGCUGAAAUAAAAACAUAAAUAAACCCUAAUAAUUUGAAUAUUAUGGCUCAUUAGAUGUUCAUGUGGAAAAAAUAUGGAACAAGCUAAUAAUUAUUUGGAGUAAUAUUUUGUGUGAAACGAAUUAGCGGUGCAAUUAAAAACGUAUCAAAAACUCAUUAUUUCUACGCCUUUGACAAAAUCACAAUGGUUUCAC
Messenger RNA from Drosophila sechellia, 753 nucleotides. RefSeq lists its product as uncharacterized. The transcript is spliced from 2 exons. Bases 1 to 528 code for a protein of 175 amino acids. The record is from RefSeq and is a predicted model, not a curated record. NCBI's taxonomy places the organism in Eukaryota, Metazoa, Arthropoda, Insecta, Diptera, Drosophilidae.